GUUGUCCAUAGAUUAUACACUUCAUAUGUGAUCAUUGACGUACGACAUUCGUACUUUCGUAAUUCGUAUACCUACCUAGCGACGAAAUUCAUACGUGUUAAACCUCAAUUAGCCAAUAUUAUCGUCUUUACUAAAAAAAUGAAUUACGUGUCCACUUUUUAGUGUGAUCAAUUCAGUAUAUCGUGAGGUUGUCUAGAAUUAAUUUCUAAGUGAGGAAUAGUUCUAAAUUUACGUAAAUACCAUCAGCAAAAAUGGCUAAGAGCAGCACGGAAUUUCGAUUCAUAUUUUAUGCCGGCUCUAUUUUUACAUGUUACUUUAUUUAUGGAAUGCUUCAAGAAAAAGUAACUAGAGGAGUAUAUGGUAAUAAUGAGAAAUUUACGGCCACCUUAUCAUUAGUUCUCGUACAAUGUACAGUGAAUUACAUCUUUGCUCAAAUUUUAAUGUUAUCUUGGAAACAUGAAAAAGACAAUACCAAGAAAAUUUACUACUUCUCUUCUGCUCUAACGUAUCUUUUGGGUAUGGUCUGCUCUAACAUGGCGUUGCAAUGGGUCAACUACCCUACUCAGGUUGUGGGAAAAGCGGCAAAACCCAUCCCAGUCCUGAUGCUCGGUGUCCUUCUUGGUCGCAAGUCAUAUCCUCUGAAGAAAUACCUGUUUGUAUUUCUUAUUGUUAUUGGUGUUGUGCUAUUCAUGUACAAAGACCAAAAGAGAGUAACUGAUGAAACACCAGGCAUCGGAAUUGGAGAACUACUCUUGAUAUUGUCACUUCUCAUGGAUGGCCUGACAGGUGCUGUGCAGGAACGGAUUAAAAGCGAACAUUCUCCAACUGCGUACGCAAUGAUGUUGAACACGAACUGGUGGUCUACUAUAAUUCUAACGAUCGGCGUGGUAUUGAGCGGUGAAAUAUUCCAGUUUAUCCGUUUCGUGUCUGUGUACCCCGAAGUCAUCGUAUUUAUCAUCAGCUUGGCUCUAAUGGGAGCUCUAGGCCAACUGUUUAUAUUUUAUAUGGUUUCGGAAUUCGGUCCACUGCCAUGCUCGGUGGUGACGACCACUAGGAAAUUUUUCACUGUCCUAGCAUCGGUUAUAUUCUUUGGCAACGUUCUUAUACUGCGUCAAUUUAUCGGAGCUGCUCUUGUGUUUUCUGGUUUGUUUUUGGAUAUCUUCUACAGCAAAGGAAAGGGUCAAACACCCAAGCGGGCUAUAGACAAAUGAUAUAACAAAGAAUUCGUUUAAAUAAUUAGCCAAAUAAUAUGGUAAAUACAAAAAGAUAUGUUGUCUAUUAACUAAUUAAUUUUUUCCAAUAUAAAUGUAAGUACAUGUCGUUUGAAUUAUGCCUUAAUAGAACCGCGAAACUAAGAGAUUUCGCUAAACGGAUACCACGUAAUAAAAUAUGAUCUCCUGUGACAAUCUUUAUUUAUUCAAACCAAAAAAUAUUUGCCGGAGACAUCUUUUUAAAAAAAAAUUUUUCGUAUGCGUUGUUCACCUGUAUUUGUUAAUAGAUUAAGCAAAAUUAUUUUUUACAUUUUGUACAAUAGUAUAAUAAUAUGUAAGUGUAGCUUUUUAUAUUGUGUAUUUAGACACGUCAUUUCUAUUAAAAUGACGAGACAGUUUACAUUGUUUUACGAUAGUUUGACUGAUAAUGAAUUUGAAUACAGAGAAAAUUAUAUUGUGUGAUUUUUAAUUCCAAUCGUAAAUCUUAAGUUUUGAUAUAGUUUUUAACCAAUAGUUAAUUAUACAAUAAUCGGAUAUACCAUAUCUGUUUAGAUCAAUAAAAAAUACGUUACUGUUGGCAGUAACAAAACAUUUUUUUUUAAAGAAAAUAAAAACAGCUCUCUCAAAUCAUAAAAUCGAAAA
Messenger RNA from Bombyx mori (domestic silkworm), 1853 nucleotides. RefSeq names its product solute carrier family 35 member B1 homolog (gene meigo). Gene Ontology annotation, biological process: UDP-galactose transmembrane transport. Lineage: Eukaryota; Metazoa; Arthropoda; Insecta; Lepidoptera; Bombycidae. The record is from RefSeq and is a predicted model, not a curated record. The transcript is spliced from 7 exons. Gene Ontology annotation, cellular component: Golgi membrane; endoplasmic reticulum membrane. The coding region runs from base 252 to 1211 and encodes 319 amino acids. Gene Ontology annotation, molecular function: UDP-galactose transmembrane transporter activity; UDP-glucose transmembrane transporter activity.